This is a messenger RNA of Chaetomium globosum CBS 148.51, 801 nucleotides long. RefSeq lists its product as uncharacterized. The transcript has 3 exons. Gene Ontology annotation, biological process: peptidyl-lysine monomethylation; peptidyl-lysine dimethylation. The coding region runs from base 1 to 801 and encodes 266 amino acids. Lineage: Eukaryota; Fungi; Ascomycota; Sordariomycetes; Sordariales; Chaetomiaceae. The record is from RefSeq and is a predicted model, not a curated record. Gene Ontology annotation, cellular component: cytoplasm. Gene Ontology annotation, molecular function: protein-lysine N-methyltransferase activity.
AUGGCAGACCCAACGCCAGCACACCUCGAUCCCUCUGCCCUCGGCACAAAAGAAUACUGGGACACCCUCUACACCCGCGAACUGACCAACCACUCGGCCAACCCGCGCGACGAAGGCACCGUGUGGUUCGACGACUCGGACGCCCAGGCCAAGAUGGUCGCCUACCUCGACGAACACGCCCUCAAUCACGGCCACGACCACGAGCAUGAAUAUGACCCGGCGUCUGCCGCGGUGCUGGAUCUGGGCUGUGGGAACGGGAGUAUGCUGUUUGCGCUGCGCGAUGAGGGGUGGGGCGGGAGGUUGGUCGGGGUGGAUUAUAGUGAGCGGAGUGUGGAGUUGGCGAGGGCGGUGGGUGUUUCGAGGAGGGAAGGGCGGGGUGGUGAAGAGGACGGUGAGGCGGAAGGUGAGGGACAGGGGGUAGGGGAGACACAGGGGGAGCGGGAGGUGGAGUUCAAGGUGUGGGAUGUGCUGAACGGGCCGCUGAGCGAAGUGGAAGCGGUGCCGGGUGGGACGGCGGGGUGGGAUGUGGUGCUGGACAAGGGCACGUUCGACGCGGUGUCGCUUAGCGGAGAGCGCGACGGGCAAGGGGCGGCGGAUCUGCGAGGGCUAUGCUGCAACUGGACCGAGGCGGAACUGCGCGACUGGUUCGAGACCAAGACACGGCCCACCGAGGCCGGGGGAGAGGCUGCGGCUGGCGGGGAGAGUACCCGUAUCCGAGCUUCAGCUUUGGGGGCGUCAAAGGGCAGACUAUCAGCACGCUGUGUUUCGAAAAGAUUGAGGCGGGAACUAGGAGCUGGUUAG